AUGUCCCUCUCGGUGUGUAUGCAAGACGACGAGCGGCGUGGCUCGCCUUCGGACUCGGUCGCGUUGGCAGCAUUUUCGGUGUCUGCUAACCCCAAUGUCGCCCACCCAACAACGCAGGGCGAUGUACUCGCCAACACCCCGCAGUCAUCGACCCCCGACGAUGCUCAACAGACAGCCGUACCUACUCGCGCCUUCAGAAGCGCCAUCUUUACACUACAUAAUCUGACCAACUACCCACACCAGUACACCCAUCAUUACGAUCCGUUCGCGCAACAACAACAGCAGCAGCAGCAGCAACAAAGUGCAUCUUCACAGCAACAACAAUCACCAUCAUCGUCAUCAUUUUUCUCUUCACUCCUACCCACCGCACAAGGCAAGGGUCCGAUAGGUAGCGCCAUCCGUAUAACGCAGAAACUAUACCAUCGCAUCUUUUCGUCUGGUAAAUCCGCUACUUCCAGGAAGAAGAAGGAUGAGGAAAUUCAGAGAAAGGCCAUCAAGGUUAUCGAUUUACUUCAACUGUCCGCAGAAUUGGGAAGCAUGGACGCGCUUUUCGCACUGGCCCAUCUAUCACUGUUCCCACCUAAUAUCUAUUUCUCUUUGGAUCCCAAACUGGCAUAUUCCUCGUUCGCAAUGCAUGCCUCAAUUACUGGCAACGCUACUUCCCAGUCUUAUCUCGCAUUCUUCCAUGCCACGGGAUACGCAGACGUGGUACCUAUCGACCAAACGAAAGCCCUUCUCUAUUACACCUUUGCAGCGCAGGGCGGCGACAAGGGUGCCCAAAUGGCUUUGGGGUAUCGUUACUGGAGCGGUAUCAGUACUCUGGAAGAUUGUACUCGAGCUGCAGCAUGGUACGAGGAAGCCGCUGAUCAAGCCAUGCAAAAGUUUUUGUCGGGCCCACCCGGUGGCCUAACGUUACCCUACACACCAACCAGCCUUUCUGAUUUAGACGGAGGGGUGUAUGGACCGGGCGCAAGCGUCGCUUCCACCGGCUUCAACGUUGUCAGGCCAGCUGUCAAAGCAGGAUUCGCUAGGGCUGCAGGAGAGACUUGGGAUGAUCUCCUCGAGUAUUAUAUGUUCAAUGCCGACAGAGGGGAAAUGGACUUCGCGUAUAAACUAGGCAAGAUUUUCUAUCAGGGUAGCAUAUAUGCGGCUGCAGGAGGUACUGCAUCAGGAUCUGAAGGAGUCGGUCGCAUUACACAAGAUUUCAAACAAGCGCAGUACUACUUCCUCCAGAUCGCGCGCCAGGUCUGGCCUCGGGAUCCCCAGAACCCAUUGCAGCAUAAAGCUUCCGCGUAUAAAGCCGAAGGUGUGACUCAACCGGGUUGGGCUCCGAAGAGUGCUGCGUACCUUGGGAGGAUGUAUAUGCGUGGAGAAGGCGUAAAGCAGGACUAUGAGAUGGCAAUGAUGUGGUUUGAACGUGGAGCUGAGUAUGGUGACCGGGAAUGCCAUAAUGGUCUGGGUAUCGUGUGGAGAGAUGGGUUGGUCAAGGGUAAGAAGGACAUCCGGAAAGCACUCGAGCAUUUCGCUAUUGCUGCCGGUCAAGAACUGGCCGAGGCUCAUGUCAACCUGGGCAAGCACCAUUAUGCCCGUGGGGAGUUCAAGCUUGCUGGAACGUAUUUUGAAACGGCCAUCCGUUUCGGAUCAACAUUUGAAGCGCAUUUUUACCUCGCCAAGAUCCACACUAUGAACAUGAGGACGAGUGGGUUUCCUCAGGACUACGCCGCAGGCUCUUGUUCCAGCGCGGUAUCUUUUUAUAAGCUCGCAGCGGAACGUGGCGUGUGGGAUGAUGACCUCGUCAACGACGCCGAGCAUGCAUGGAACAGCGGGACCGAACGUGGAAAGGAAAUGGCCAUUCUGAAGUGGUGGGUUGCUGCUGAAAGGGGAUUCGAAGUUGCACAGAACAACCUGGCGUACGCCCUCGAUCAGGACAAGAGCCUGCUUCGCUCCACUCGGUUCUCUCCCAUCCAGAUAUCGAACGAUACUGCCCGUCUUGCACUGACACAGUGGAUUCGUUCCGCUUCGCAAAGGAAUGUGGAUUCGUUGGUGAAAGUCGGUGAUUAUUACUAUCAUGGCUUUGGCGUACCCGACGAACCCGAAUCUGUUCGCUGGGAAAAAGCGGCCAAGUUCUACCAAAGCGCGGCGGAUACUCAAUUGAGCGCUCUCGCGAUGUGGAACCUUGGUUGGAUGUACGAAAAUGGAAUCGGCGUGCCGCAAGACUUCCACCUUGCGAAGAGGCAUUACGACCAGGCACUAGACAUCAAUUCGGAAGCCUAUCUACCGGUUUUACUAUCCCUCAUCAAGCUUCACGCAAGGAGUCUGUGGCACACCCUUCAAGGCGGAGAAAAUGGACUGAAAUUGUGGGGAUACGACGAAGACAAAAUGUCCGUUUCGGAACGUGCAAACUUGAAGUCCCGGGAGAUCGAUUCGGCGUCAUCGUCGCGCUCGCCGCCAAACACGGAGGCGAGAUCACAUGGUCACGAAGACACAGCGGUGGUGGACACCUUUGAUGAUGACGGACCGUGGUAUAUGGGCAAGGCUCGAGAAGAUUUUCAACGUCGUCGUCGACAAAACACCCGUCAGGCGGAGGAAGAGGAGGAAGAUCCCGUUCAGUGGGCGCGGGAAAGACGGAAUGCGGAGAACGAACGUGAUGGUGGUGGCGACUUUGGACCAGAAGAUUACUUCGACGCCGCUCUUCGUGGAGGACAUCGCGGAGCAGGCGGUGGUGGUGGUGCAGAAGAAGGUGUGGAUGAGUUUUUGGAGACGAUGUUGUUGGUGGCCCUUUGCCUUGUCGUUGCCGUGCUUAUCUACGUACGGACUCGCCUUAUCGAGAGGGCGCGGAGAGAGGAGGAGCGUGGACGUGACCACCAAGGCCGAGGUCGACCACAACCGCCGCCGAACCUAGGCUUGUUCCCUCCUCCAGGUGAUCCCGCACGCCAGGAUUGGCAGAUAGUACGGUGA
Molecule: messenger RNA, 2958 nt
Organism: Pisolithus orientalis
Lineage: Eukaryota; Fungi; Basidiomycota; Agaricomycetes; Boletales; Pisolithaceae
Exons: 11
Coding region: 1-2958 (985 amino acids)
Biological process (GO): ERAD pathway
Cellular component (GO): endoplasmic reticulum membrane
Molecular function (GO): protein binding
Source: RefSeq, a predicted model, not a curated record